This is a messenger RNA of Cotesia glomerata, 4742 nucleotides long. Its product is annotated as transmembrane protein 94. Lineage: Eukaryota; Metazoa; Arthropoda; Insecta; Hymenoptera; Braconidae. Bases 75 to 4472 code for a protein of 1465 amino acids. Gene Ontology annotation, molecular function: nucleotide binding. The record is from RefSeq and is a predicted model, not a curated record. The transcript has 23 exons.
UGGAAAAAAACAGAGUUCAAGAGGAUGCUGAUUAAAAAAAUUUAUUAAAUUAAAAUUGAAAUUGAAAUAUUAAAAUGAGUAAUAAAAUAGGAUUAUCAACUACGGAGGCAUUAGAAAUUCUUUAUCAUGAAGUUGAACGUGUUUUAAUUGAAUAUAAAGUUGACUAUCAUAAAAAUAAAAAAUUUCAUUGUUGGUUAAAAGAUUCACUCCAUCACAAAAGUCAGUAUACAACACUUUGUUGGACAUCAGCUGUUGCACUGUUCAUAAAUGCCAUCAUCUUAAUAAUUGCUUAUUUAAAUAUUAAUCAACAGAGCGAUAAAGUUUCAUUAUUGCCAUAUGAAGCACUUAUUAUCUGUUGUUUUGUUAUAUUAAAUUUUGUGUUAGUAAUAUCAGAUAAUAUUUUACGCCAUAACGAAAUACCUCACAGGGUUAACAUUCUUCUCAAAAAAAUAAACGCUGCUCGUUUAUUAUGCAAAUGGAAACCAGAAAAUUAUCCACAUCUUUGUACUCCCCUUUCACCUUGCGUAACUCUACAGUGGACAUAUCGGGAUAAUGUUAUUGUUAAUUUACCAUGGGCUUUACUAGUUACUGGUGAUAUUAUUAUAAUAAAACCCGGUCAACAAGUACCUGGUUAUUGUAUUCCAUACAACGAUCCUGAUGGCUCACCUUUAUAUGCUAAAGAAAUUUAUAGCCCAAAUGUUAAUCACAAUACAAAUGAAAUAUUUACAUCACCUCAAGCACGAAUUCCUUUAAAAAAUAAAAUUUAUAUAUUAAAAGAAACUCCGUAUUUAGUAAAUUUACGGAUGGCUUUAGAUCAAGCACUUGAUCGACCAGUUACUUAUCAUAAUCGCAAACGUCAUUUACUUAUGAUUUGUUGCAUUGAACAAUUGGCCUAUCCUAUUCUUUUAAUAAUUGUUUUAAUUGUAAAUUUAUUACGAUAUUUAUAUUUUUACAAGUAUGCUGGUACUGGCCACUGGACUGAAUUAUUUUUAUUACAACCAAUAGCAGUAACACUUCCAUUAUUGCCAAUUAUUUUUCCAAUAUUUUGGAUUGUUUUAAAUUGUUUUGGUAUGGCAAGAUUCAAAGCUUUAUUUCAACUUUAUCAAUCUUCUAGUAAAAUUUCGUUUGUAGAUCCAUAUGAUGAUACAGAUAUAGCAGGCCCAAAUAAUCCUGAGGUUGUUUAUAAUUGGUCAGAAUUGGCGGAAUAUUUUUUUUCAAUAAUUAUUGGUAAAGAAUUUAUGAUGUCACGUUCAGCAAGUAUUCUUCAUGUAUUAGGAUCAGUUACAGCAUUGUGUUGCAUUGACAAAAAAGGAAUUCUAUCUUGGGCCAAUCCAACUGCAGAAAAAGUUUUUUUUUUACGUAAUGCCAAUGCGCUGUCUCGUACAUCCAGUUCUAUUAGCCUUGAAAAACCAUCGGAAUCGCCAAGAACAACAACAGAACCUCUAUAUAAAAAUGAACAAGAAGUACACCACCAACAGCAUGAACAAAAACAACAACUAAAGCAAGAACAAGAACAAGAUAAAGAAGAAGAACAAGAACAAAAACAAAAACAAAAACAGCAACAAAAUCACCGUACAACAUAUGUUCAACAUGUUGCUGAAGUUCUUGAUUUAACUCACGAUCAUGCUCUACCAUUUCGUCUUCAAUUUGAUGAUCCUUCUUGGAGACAUCAUUUAAAUUCUCUAAAACCCUUGGGUUUGGCGAUAUUACUCAAUACGUGUAAUAUGGAAACUCAAGAACAUUAUGCUCAAUUUUGUUGUCACGUUACUUGUGAAGCUUUUUACAAUGAAAAUUUAGUUCCAGUAAUAAAUAGAAGCAACCACAACAAUGACGAUAAAAUUGAUUCAAACAAGAACGAUAUAGUUAUGCAAAGUUCGAGGCAAAUAAAUUUAAUCGUCGAGGAAUUUGAAAACAUUGGAAAGACGGGGUGUUUAUGUGAACUUGCAAAACAAAUAGGAUUUCAAGAACAGGCACAAGAAAUUUUUCAAUUGGAACAACAGCUAUCAACUUUUCGACAUGUUCAACCGGAAAUGGUCAGACGUGAUAUUAAAUUCGCAAGAUCAUUAAGUAUUGCUACAAAACUUAAAUUUCCUUUCCCUCAUAUGGUUGCAGUUGUAAUGAAAGAACGUACCGGUGGUAGUUUACAAUUAUUAACUCAAGGUACUGCGGAUAUUAUUUUAGACUCAUGUAUUGAAUUUUGGGAUGGACAUGAUCUUUGUCCAUUAUCCGCUUCUGAUAGAAAAAAAAUUCAAGAUUUUUAUCAACGGACUAGUUUAACGUCUUACUGUACUGCAUUUGCAUAUCGACCAUUGAUUCAUACCGUAAAUAAUAAAUUAUCAAAUAUUUAUUUAGAACUUCCAUCUGAUAGUAAACACUUGUAUGCACCUCAUAAAAGUCCAACUCCAGUACCUUGGGAUUUUCGAAAUGUUAUAGAUCCACGUGUUAAAGGAUUACUAGGGCAAUUUCAUUCAACAGAUUCCUUACUUUGCACUGAAAAUAAAAAUGAAGAAAUAAAUGAUGUUGACAGUUGUUUCGAAAUGCAAUGUAAUCAAAUAUUCAUUGGAAUGGUAACAAUGCAGUAUCAAGCUCAAGCAGAUAUGGUGCAAUUGAUUGAACAAUUAGAAAGAGCGUGCAUAAGAUUUGUUCACUUCAGCAAGGAAAAUGAAUUACGUUCGCGUGUAUUCUCAGAGAAGAUGGGUCUUGAGAGUGGAUGGAAUUGUCACAUUUCAUUGCUCAGCGAGAGGGCUAGGUCAGAGAGUCCAGUAGGGUGUUGUUGGGUGAGCCAAGCAGCUGCUAUGUCCUCACCAACGUCUUCUGAUAAAUUUAAUCAGUAUAAUACUGAUACCUGCAUGAUGAACGAAGAGGCCAGCGAAUUGCUUAAUCGUGUAUGUCCUCGUUCUAAUUUGGAUGUCAGUCGAACAAUGAGUAUGUCUGCACCUAGCGCAAUAAAUAUGGAUUAUGCAACUGUUAAAUUUGAACAAGAUACAACAGAAUGGCAUCAGGAUUCUGUUAUGCAAACUAAAAGUGCAAUGAGUCACAGGUUUGUGAAAAAAAAAAAAAAAAAAAAAAAAAUCACUAUUUUAUUUUUUAUUUAUUCCUUUAGAGAACAUGAUACAAUAAAAAGUGAAGACAGUGUAUUGGUUCAAAGUGUUGAAUUAGAAUCUGGACAGGAAGCUUGGAGAUCGUUGAGCUGUCUUACUGACAGUACUGAACAAAGUGCUCCAGUUAAUUUUGAUUUAUCCAACAGAGCAAAAUUACCUCGAGGAAUAGAUAAAAUACGUCCGCAUAUUGAAAUGGUUGACAAUGUACCUUUAUUGGUAUCGUUGUUUACCGAUUGCAAUACAAUAGUAACUCGUCAAAUGUUAAAUAUUAUGCAAGAUUAUGGUGAAGUAGUUUGUGUACUUGGUUCAUCGGCAAAUGCUGAUAAUAUGCCGAUAUUUAUGCAAGCAGAUGCUGGAGUUGCUGUUGAACCGUUGUAUCCACAAGUUUGUCAAAAAAUUCCUGUAAUGGUAAAUACAAAUGAUGAACAAGGCCCAUCACCAAUUGAUUUAAGCCGAGCUCUUAAUUCAAUAGCUUGUUCAUUAUGUGUAAAACGUGAAGAUCCAAUAGCUUUAUUUCACCUUGUAAUGGAGGCAAGAGAUUACAUGAGAUGUUUAUGGAAUUGUGUUCAAUUUUGGUUGUGUUGUAUUGUAACACUUUCAUUUACCCAAGCAUUAUCAGUAUUGUUAUUAUUACCACCAUUAUUUUCAAUAAGCCAAGUUAUCUGGUUAAUUUGUUUAAUUAUUCCUCUAUUAUCAAUAUCAAUGAUGGCUACACCAAUUGACCCUACAAUAAUGCAGAGAGCUACCGGAAAAAAUCAGUGUGUUGUUAAUAGCAAGGUUGCCUUUUUUGUUAUUUGGUGUUAUGGGAGUAAAUUUUUACCUACAAUAAUAACACUUGUAUUAUCACAAAUGAUUUUUUACAUGUUUUUAUGUCCAUUAUAUAAUAUAAAAACUACAUCAACAAAUACAAUAAAUACAGAAUGUUUUUAUAUAUAUCUUGAAAUUGAUGAUAAUGAUGUUAGUUGGGGUGGUUGGAAUACCCAACCAAAUAUUAUUUUUAUGAUGCAACAUUUUUCGCUAACUUUGUUAGUUUUACAUUUUGUAAUAAUUUCAUCAGGAUUUGUACAUAGAGAGUAUUUGAUAUUUCAAAGAAUGCCAUUUAAUAAUUUAUUAUGGUUUUGUAAUAUAGUUAUUGUUUUAGGAUUACAAGCUCUUUUUUCUGGUAAUACAUUGUAUAAAUUAUUGAAAGAAGAGCAACGGAAGAAUCAAAAAUUUCCAGUUCAACUGCCAUUAUUUUUCCUUAUAUCAAUUCCACUAAUUUUCACUAUUAACGAAUUGGUUAAGUGGCAAGAAAUAAAAGCAAAUGUACGUCAUCAAAAAAGGGCUCGAUUAGAAUUUGGUACAAAACUAGGAAUGAAUUCACCGUUUUAAUUAAUUCAUUGAUUAAUUAAAAUAUAUUCAGAAAAAGAUUAAAGCAUAUUUUUAUGUUAAUUUAAUGCAUUUAAUAAUAAUGAAUUAUAAAAAACUAAAUAUAAACUUUGGGUUUUUAAUUAAAGCUUAAACUUUUUGCUCUAAUAUUAUAUUUACAAGUACAAUAACCGCUUAAUCAAUCUAAGUAUUACAAUUAUUUACAAAAUACUUUUUUAUUAAAUUUAUGUAUGGUUAUAUAUUGUAUAUAUAUAUAUUUAGUGAUCAUAAAUU